Eimeria maxima is the source of this 5451-nucleotide messenger RNA. Its product is annotated as dopey, N-terminal domain-containing protein, putative. Gene Ontology annotation, cellular component: nucleus. The record is from RefSeq and is a predicted model, not a curated record. Lineage: Eukaryota; Apicomplexa; Conoidasida; Eucoccidiorida; Eimeriidae. Bases 1 to 5451 code for a protein of 1816 amino acids. The transcript has 17 exons.
AUGGCGAAGCCAGAUUUAUUAUGUGCAAUUGCUUCUUCUUUGCUGCCUCCUCCAACUUCUCGUGCUGCUGCGCUGCUGCCGCUUAAGGCAUUGUUUGUUUUUCUUGGAGAUGACGAGUUCGAGGGAGCAGCAGAACAGCUUAUGCCUACUCUCUCAGCACCUGUUCUGCGCUACCUCCAUAGGGAGUGCAACAACCCUGAGUGGGGGGCAGCGUGUCUACAGGAGGCGCAGCACGUCUUCCAUUUGAAGCUGACGCCUCCAGACAUGGUCUGGACAGCUUUGGCUGACGAGCUGCGCCUCGUGUUGCAGCAGCAGUUGGAGCAAGAUGAGGAUAAGCUGCAGCAAGACCAGCAGCAGCAACUUCAGCAAGACCAGCAGCAGCAACUGCAGCAAGACGAGGAGCAGCUGCGGCAAGACCAGCAGCAGUCCGGUGAAGGAGGUCGUGUGGGCGACAUUCCACGAGAUGCAUCAAAGCGAGCAGCAGCAGCAGCAGCAGCAGCAGCAGCGCAACAAGUAUUGCAACUGGCUGCGCUGUUUGCAGACCGCAUUGCUGCACCUCUUGCUGCUGCUGCUGCUGCCAGUGGUGCAGCAGACGCAGCAGCCAUCUGCGGUGUACAAACACUGCACGGGUUCGCUCAGCUGUUGACCCUUGUUCUUGAGGGAUGCGGAGAGAUCGCGCCGACGCUGCAGCAGCUGCCUCUGGGUCGGCCGCUGCUGCAGCAAACGGUCGCCUGCCUCAGGCGUCUGAGGCCCUUGAGAGCCAACAAGGAGCUGCUGCUGCAGCACAACCGCGCUGCUGCUGCCUCAGCCCACGCCACGCUCUCUCAAGCAGCAGCAGCACCUGCUGCUCCUGCUGCUCCUCUUUCACUGCAGGAUGACGCUGGCAUAACAGCAACAGGAAACGAAGCAGCUGCUGGAGAAAAAACCAUUUCUGCUGAUGAUGCAGGGGAAGGCGCCGUUCCAGCAGCCGGUGCUGCUGCUGCUGUAGCCUCAGCCGAGUUUUCAGGAUGCCACGAAGCGAUGCAGCCGUGGCUGCAGCAGCUCUUACAGCAGCUGCAGCAGCUGCUGCAUGCAAUCAGCAGCUUUCUAUGUCAUGUUGAAUCUCUUCUCGUGCAGCUGUUGGCAACCGAAGAGGCUGCAACUCCUGCAUUAGAUACUCUCUUCUCCCUGCUGGUCGGUUGCUGUUGGUCAGCACAAACAUAUAUCUCCAUAUUGAAGAGCAGCAGCAGCAGCAGCAACAGCAACAGUAGCAGCAGCAGGAGACGCCUCAUUUGCGACACCGACGAGUGUCUGCGCGUGGCAGCGACACUUUGGGACUGUUUAGGUAGCAGCAGCAGCAGCAGCAGCUGUAGCAGCAAAGCAGAAGGGCUGGUUGUCGACUUGCUGCUGCAGCUGAAUGACGCGUGUGUACCUGAACGACCGGCGGUCUUGGAAUCGGUGAUUCUAGCCGGCCUUCAAGGCAACGGUGGGAGCAGCAGCAAGCGCCUCAGCAGCAGCAGCAAGGCAGAAAGCAUCUGGCGGUUCAGUGCCUUCUGGCGGCAUGCAAGGCUGCAGGUGUACAGGCCGCUUGGUCUGCUGCUCCCCAAUGCUGUGCUGCAGCUCCUCGCAGCACUUGAAGACCCUUUGCCAGACGUCAGGUACGCAGCACGCGUCUUUGUGCGGCUGGGACUUGACACAGCACCGCAGCUGCUACGCCCUGUCUUCGACUGCAUCUUGAGUGCUCCUCCGCCGUUUCAGCAACAGCAGCAUCACGACGAGCAGCAGCUGCUGCAACAACAGCAGCAGGAGGGGCCGGUGAAAGAGGAGCAGUUACAGGGGGUGUUGCAGCACAACUUGCAGGAAAGUCCUAACCAGGAGGGUGGUGCUGCUACUGCGGUGGAAGCGACUGCUGCUGCACAUUGGGGUCUUGAGCUGUUGCAGCUGCUCCUUCUUGUCGAGGGGCAGCUGCUGCUGGAGCGCAUGCAGGCAUUUUACGUUGAAGAAAAUCUGUUGCAGCAAAAUGCAGUGCAGGCGCAUUUGUGGGCGGCAGCAAAUGGCUCUCGAGGCAACCUCGAUGGCGAGGCAACGAGUGCAGUAGCACCAGGAACAACAACGGCAGCAGCAACAGCAACCGCAACAGCGACAGCAGCAGCAGCAGCAGCGGCAGACUGGCGCGCCUGGACGUACAGCGAUUUCUCUGUUGUUGAUUACGUCGAUUUGUUUUGUGUUGUUCUGCUUCGCUUCAUAUCCUUCCGGCUGCUUCCCUCAGCAGCAACAACAGCAGCGACAGCAGCAGCAGCAGACACUGCGGACUACUCGGCACCAGCAUCCUCGACGUGCUCUCCAGCGCCUUCAGCAGCGGCAACAACGGCAGCUGCAGCACCAACGGCAGCAUGCAGCAGGUUUGCUGCGCUUCAUGGAAAGGCCUGCGAGCUGCUGGCUUCUUUUGUCUCUUCUCUGCAGCCAGCAGCAAGAGCAAAGGAAGUCUGCUGCCUCCUCUCGCAUGCAUUGGUAGACCGACUUAUUGCUGCAGUGCAACAAGCAGAUUACGCAGCACAGUCCCAGUUGUUGCAGCUGCUUCGCGUUGUCAUCGUACACUCAAGCCAGACAUCUGCGGGCUUCUCCCAGGCCAGCAAGUGCAUUCUGGACAGCAGCAGCAAUGAGCUACAGCAGCUGCUGCAGCAACAGCUGCCGCAGCGUCCACCAUCGCCUUCGGCAGCAGCAGCUGCUGCUGCUGCUCUGGCUGCUGCUUCUGCUGCCUCAGCUGUUUCUUCUCCAACUGGAGCACUUGCAGUCCCUGAAGCGGUAGAGCCGUCAUCACAGCAGGAGCAGAUGCAUCAGCAGCAAUUUCCACUGUUUGCUCUAGGUGUGCAGCACAUGAAGGCAAGGCUCCAGCACCUGACGCCCCUUACUGAAGACUUUGGAGGCUUGUUACGGGGCCUGCUGCUGGCGAUGCGCGUUGACGAUACGGCAGCAGCAGCAGCUGCUGCUGCAGCAGCAAGGGACGCAGCUGUCGAGGAGGCAACGGAGCUUUCCCUCUUUUUACUGCAGCAUCUUCCUGCUACUCAGCUGCAGCCCGUUUCUGUGGUGCUGCUCGACUUCUUCUGUCGCUUGCUGCUGCGCGCUGCCGUCGGCCGCAAUGCAAAGCCGACUUCCCGCACCCGCAGGAUUUGCUGCAACAGCAGCUGCAGCAGCAGCAGCAGCAUGAGUUCGCGAAUGCUGCUGCCGUAUUUGCGGGGAAUUUUGGGCGUCUUAAAUUUCUCCCUUGACUCCGUUUCGAAGAGCGACUUGGCUAAGGAGUCAUCUUCUGAGACAGGCGGACUGACGCCUUUCUUGGAUCUAUUCUCGUGGCAUACUGCUGCUGUUAGCGAAGAGGAAGCACUUCAGCAGAAGCUGCAGCAGAGACUGCCUGCAAUUGCUGCUGCAGCGCAUAUGACCGUAUCGGCUUGCGUAGCUGCAGCAAACCUCGUGCUGCCUUCACUGGAGCAGCAGCAGCAACAACAGCGGGAUGGCGAUGGGGUUGCAUAUGGCAGUAGCAACAGCGGCGGAGACGUUGCUUCAGUCUGGCCUGCUGCUAGCGCGCUCCUGUAUGAGGAUGUAGAUACCUCAGAGCCUCCGAGUAGUCCAGCAGCAGCAGCUGCAGCAGCAGCUGCUUCGGUCUGCAGCAGCCAGCAGCAGCAGCAGCAACUCGCCGACUGCACAGGCGUACACUUAACGCAUGCUGAUGAGGCCGCCCUUUCCCUCUUGACCCAAAUACUAGACAGGCUGUUUGCAAGGACCUUGUUGGCUCCGCUAUUGGGUUUACUGCAAGACGCUUCAAAGGGUGUGGGAUUCGGCGGUGCUGCAUCUGCUUCUGUGUCUCCGUCUUCUUGCCUGCUCCACCUCUCUCCUCUUGCUGCUGCUGAAGAACGGGCAGCUGGAGCAGCAGCUGAGGGACCUGCAGCAGGCCAGGAAGCACCGGCAGAAAGAGCAGAUGUAGAUGCUGCUGCACCUUCCACAGCAGGGGGAGCUUCUGCAAUAUCAGGUGCAGAAGCAUCAGCACCAGCAGCAACAACAGCAGAAGCAGCAGCAGCGGCAGCAGCAGCAGCAGGCCGCGAGAGCAUGGAGAAGCUGCUACAACAGGCAGGGCUUGCAGAGGCACAUAACCCGCGGGAGAGCAUCAUUUUUCACAUGGUGUAUACUCUGGUUGUUGCUGCGUACCCCCCUCCUUUUGUGAGCUUCUGUUCUCUUUGCACAUCGGCCUGCCGCAUGCAACAACAGCAGCAGCAGGCGCCCUUGGGCACAGCUGCUGCUACAGUGGCGGCGGCAGCGAAUCUUGACACAGCAGACGCCGCCUCGAACAGCAGCACAAGCAAUACCAGCAGCAGCAGCAACAGCAGCAGCAGCACGGAAAGUGACGUGGAGGUUGUGUGGAAACUUCUGGGGCGUUUGGUGUCGUUCUCUGUCUCCGCCCCACGGCAGCCGCUGUCUGUGCUGUGGCUGUUUGCUGUUGUCUUCGCCUUAGACAGAACAAAGCCUGCCAAGGAACACUUCCUUGCCUGCAAAAGGGUGCGGCGGGACAUGCACGAGCUGUUCCGACUUUGUUGUUUUGUGGCUUUGGGUUGUUUUUCUCAACGCGUGGGUACAGCAGCAAAUCCCAACGGCUUCGACACCUCUCCACCUCUUCCCCCCCCAGUGGAUAUCCUGAACCAGGCACUAGCGGUUCCCGCUGCGGCGGCAGCCCCUGCUGGAGCAGCAGCUUCUGCUCCUGCUGCUGGGAUUUCUGCAGCUCCUGCUGCUGCGGUUGCGGAUGAGGAGGGAGGAGGUUCUAGAGAAGGCGUGUCUCCAGCAGCUGCGACGCCAGGGUUUCUGCUGGAGACAGGAGGCAACAGCAAUAGCAGCAGCUGCUGCAGCAGGACGGAAAACGCUUUGUUGCUGCAAGAGCUACAGCGCAGGCUUGCGCUGCUUCAGCCUCCAUCUUUAGCUGCCCCUUGCUGCACAACCGAAGCCAACAAAGCUGUUGCAAGUCGAGCGAGCAAUUCGGCUGUCUCCUGUCCAACAACAGCUCCAGCUGAUGUCGCAGCAGUGUUUGGCCUAGCAGCGCUCCUCAUGCAGUGUGCAGAUCUGAAGCAGCUGAAUCGGCGGAGCCCUUUGACGAUGUUAUUUUUGCAAACCCUAACUGAGGAGCUUCAGGGGAGCAUCGCGCAAGCGAUGGGCAGCACUGCCCCACAGGGCUUCCUUUUCCGCUUCUUGCUGUUAUCGCUGCUGCAAGCCUUUCCUCUGCGGCUGUUCCCCGCAGCAGCAGCAGCAGCAGCAGCAGCGUCGCUGCGUCGUUUGCUGCUGGAGGAGCUUCAGAAGCCGUUGUUGUUGCAUUCAGACCGCAGGACUCUCAGGGCUCUAGGAGAGGCCCUUGCCUGCUCUCUAACAUCGGAGACACCGAAGCUCGAUGUUAUUCUCCCGCCACCCAACGCCGGCGUAAACCCUGAACCCUAA